Messenger RNA from Effrenium voratum, 1004 nucleotides. The record is from the annotation of a GenBank genome assembly. NCBI's taxonomy places the organism in Eukaryota, Dinophyceae, Suessiales, Symbiodiniaceae.
UGCUUUACGCCCGCGGAGCUUGGAACAAAGCCAGCAGUGUUGGCUCCCAGCCAUGCAUGGCCGAAGGGCAAGGCGAGCAAGAGCUCCCGGACUUUGGAGAGGGCUCCUACUGGGAGGAGCACUAUGUGAAAGCAGCUGCGGAGGGAGAGGAUGUCUAUGAUUGGUUGGUGGGGUGGACGCAGCUGCAGUGGAUUUUGGAGCCCUUGAUGGGCCGCGAUCCCCGCUGCGCGGUGCUGCACCUGGGCAACGGCAACUCGCCUCUGCCUGAGGAGAUGUUUGACGCUGGCUACAAGGACCAGACCGCCGUUGAUAUAUCCGAGGCAGCAACUUUGCACAUGGCAGCGCGUAAUCGACAACGGGCAUCCAUCCGAUGGAUUACUGCAGACUGCCGGAACUUGAUUCAGAUUCCGAGCGACCACUACCCCUUGGUGGUGGACAAGAGCACAUUGGACGCAUUCUUUUGCAACGACCAGCACGCGCUUGCGAUCAUGGAGUUCCUUAAGGAGGCCUAUCGCGUCACUGCAACGGGGGGCACCUUUGUCUCAGUCUCCAUGCAUCGGCCCAAGGCGGUUUUGCCUUGGCUCCGUCACCGGCUCUUUCGCUGGAGGAUGAUUCGCGCCAGGGGCGGCCGAGGUGCCACAUCUACAUUUGCCGCUCAGCCGCAUUGGGAAGAGGACUUUCCAGGCGGCAACAAGCGCUGCAAGGCCGAUGAGUCUUUGGAAGCGCACUGGCCCCGGAUCUUUCAGCAGGUGACACUACACCCAGACUCGGACCUUUCUAGUUCCGACGAGAGCGAUUCUGAGGAGGAUUGAUUGGAGAACGCGCGGAAAAAGCGACAGCUCUCCCUGGGCAUAGAUCUCCUUGCUUGAAACAACCAUGGGCUGCUGAGCCGAGGGCCGAUCUUUUUUCACCAGGUGCAGUUUAGAGUCGGUCAGAACUUUGAGCUGCAGUCUUGUUGUGACAAAGUGGCAGGCGUGUUGUCCAGUCGGGCAGUGAUUGGCGGA